UGCGCCUGCGUGCUGCGGCUCCUGCCCGUCGCCGCGGCCCGGAUCGGGAAGUGUCAAGCGGGAGUCGGGUUUCCCCGCCUUCGCCGCUACCACCGCUGAACCCAGACUUUCCAUCUAAGCCCAGGCCCAGCCGCCAUGACGAACGUAUACUCCUUGGAUGGGAUUCUGGUGUUUGGUUUGCUCUUUGUUUGCACCUGUGCCUACUUCAAGAAAGUACCUCGUCUCAAAACCUGGCUGCUAUCAGAGAAGAAGGGUGUUUGGGGUGUGUUUUACAAAGCUGCUGUGAUUGGAACCAGGCUGCAUGCUGCUGUGGCAAUUGCUUGUGUUGUAAUGGCCUUUUACGUCCUGUUCAUAAAAUGAAUUCCAAAGUAUCCAACUCAUCAACUGCCAACCAAGGGGACAGGGAUGAAGAACCUGUUGGAGGCCUGGACCCAGUGUAGGAGAGUUCAGCUAAAAUCAUCAGUCUCCAGGAUGACACCACAGUUUCUGCCUCUGCCACAUGUGAGGAAAACUCCUUAUAGUCAUGAACAUUAUAUAUGCUUCAGAGGACUCUGUAAAGCCAACUUCCUUUGAUCUGUGUGUAAAUCAGUCCUUGGCAGAAUGCAUAUAAUGUCCAGAUAAAUUACACUCCUCGGUGGUUAACAUUACAUACCUUCUGCUUAAAAACCUGUCACCUGUUUUGUUCUUCAGCACCUCAGUAGGGUUUCAAAAUGAGGCUCAUUAGGAAGGAAAUAGGCUGUGUUUAGACCUUUUGGGAAGAAAGAUAAUUUUCAAGGCUUGACUUUUUUUACUGUUUGAUUUGGAUCUGGCAAAUUGGGGAAGGGGUGCUAGGUGGAAAAUAGGAGUUAUGCAAUGCCAAGAAAUUGUUUGGCUUUGGAAAUCUGUCUUUGAUAUACCCAUCUGGGAGCAUAAGCAACAGACAUGGUCCUGUUGCAAAAAGAGAACAGAUGAUGUAGCUGUGCUGUAUGCUGGUAGUUCAAGAGUUUUGCCAAGAAAAUCUGAGCCUACAUAAAAUUUAUGAUUAUUUGUCUGUGAUGAGACCAGAAAGCCGUGGCUUAGACAAAAAAUUUGUUAUCAAUACCCCCAAAAGGAGAUGUCAUUCAAUCAAAUGACAUAUGAAAAUGAAUCAACUCUUACUACAUGUAUUUGCUAAAGUCUUUUUAUAUUUUCUAAAUUAAUUAGUGCUAAAUACUGUUGUUCAGUGAAAUGCCACUAAUAGGGGAGAAAGAAACUAUUGAAAAAAAUAAUUGUUUAAUAUAUUUAGAGUUAGAGAAGAAGAAAUAAAUCUAGUGUGUUUAUUGAUAUACUAGUGAAUUCAUCUAGUAUAAGAAUUUAUUAUAAUGUCAAAUGGAAGUUUUGUCAUGUUAUAAAAGAUACAGACUUUGGGGGUUUAAGUCUGGGUUGUUAUGGCAAUUUUUAGUUGAAUACUUGUUUUUCUUGGCCAACUCUUAAUUUUUUUCAUAUUGCAGUACUUUUUAGUUGUCUCUGAAAAUUCUAUGAUAUUUAUAGUAAGAACAUGAGAAAUUCAAAUGAGAAAAGUAGUUGAUAUUCAUUAGCAUGUUUGGACUGUACAGAGGGUCCAUGAAUAAAAUGAGGGUGUUUCCUGAAGUAAAGGAAAACAGGUUUGCCAGUGAGAUUAAAGGUCUUUGCCAUGGAGUAUAGUAACUGCUGAGCAAAUCAUUUUAGGUGACUUAACAUUCAAAGGGAAGAUUUCUCCAUUCCAUUUUUCUUAUUCUGCAAAAGGAUCAGCUAUUAGGUUUAUGAAAUCUAGAACUUCUCUAUUUAAAAAAAAAAGGUAACUCUAAAAUUAAAUUGUUAUAAGCAAGCAUAAGCAUAGGUCAGUUUUCCAGUUGAACUGUCCAUUAUAGUAAAACUUAACUGCUGACAAGUUAGCUGUGGUUGAUUCCUGUGUUGCAAUAAAUUGUUCUUUGUCUGCUUACUCCAAAAAAAUAAAAGCUACUAGAAGUUUAGAUUCUGAAAUAUGCAGUCCAGUGUUUGGAGGGUUUCUGGAAGUAUAGAAAGUUAUCAAGUGAACACUACAUGUCUAAUCAUCUCAGAGUUGUGGCUGUUACCUCUUCAGGAAUUGGUGCACAGGGUAAAUUUCAAUUAUUCAUCUAUUUUCCAUUGUCAUUUCUGAGGACUUAUGAGAGAAAGGAAGUCUAACGGAACAAGAAAGAAGAGUUACACCUUGUGUAUGUGAGUUUGGGACCUGUUGGGCCACAGGGAAUGUCACUCCCUGGAACUAGGUUCGCAUGUUUUGCACUUAUUUUGUAGCUUUAAUGACUUUUGCUUUCUAAUAGGGUUAAUGUCUCUAAGCUUGGUGCUUAGAGUUGCUUCAUAUUUUAAAGUAGUUUCAUUCCAUAGUUGAAGUUCAAACCAAUUUUUACAGCCUCCUGGGUCAAGUUUAUCUUGACCUAAACUUUGGAGUUGUUAUAUUUUGAGAUGUUUUCAUACCAGAAUGUACCAAAAAGUGCACAAGGUGAAGGUAAUUCACAGCAGGAAACCAAUACACAGCUUAUUUCAUUUCUUGACUUUACAUAAGCAGAUAAGCAGAAACUUGUUUAACUCAUUACUUUGGUUGAUGUGUCAUACGUUUUUAAAUAAAAAUUAUAGGAAGUUAUUCCUCUGGGGGACUUUUUUAGGGGUGGAAGAAUGGGGAUAGCAGUAUUGCCUCAAAUUCAAACUGGCAUCACCAGAAACCCUGUUUGCCAGGGUGGAAUGAAGUCAGCUCCUUUUUAUAGAUGAAAUACAAUUUUUUAUUCACCAUUGUAUGCACAAAUCCUUGAAAAUAAACUUUCCUUCCCUA
Messenger RNA from Otolemur garnettii (small-eared galago), 2806 nucleotides. RefSeq names its product transmembrane protein 167B (gene TMEM167B). The transcript has 3 exons. NCBI's taxonomy places the organism in Eukaryota, Metazoa, Chordata, Mammalia, Primates, Galagidae. Bases 136 to 360 code for a protein of 74 amino acids. The record is from RefSeq and is a predicted model, not a curated record.